Drosophila teissieri is the source of this 2322-nucleotide messenger RNA. RefSeq lists its product as uncharacterized. Gene Ontology annotation, cellular component: mitochondrial outer membrane. The transcript is spliced from 7 exons. Gene Ontology annotation, biological process: mitophagy by internal vacuole formation; mitochondrial protein catabolic process. Bases 607 to 2322 code for a protein of 571 amino acids. The record is from RefSeq and is a predicted model, not a curated record. NCBI's taxonomy places the organism in Eukaryota, Metazoa, Arthropoda, Insecta, Diptera, Drosophilidae.
UCGGUCGUGCUCCGCAACUCGCGAUUUUCCAGCUUCGAGCAGAUUUUCCACCAGUUUCGAGUUUCCACUGGUGGAGGCGCGUGCUUAAACGGUAAACGGCGAGAAGAAUCGGGCGCAGAAGAGUGGAGUCGGGAAGAGUGAGCACUGAAGACUGACAGCUUCUUCGCGGAGACGUGGAAUUUCCCGUGGCAUUUGCCACCCAAAUGUUAGACGAGUUAAUGAAGUGCAAAAAUGUUUGUAGACUGAGUUGUUGCCGCUGCCAAAUGAACACGAAGGCGCCGUCAACUUUGUGAUUUGCGGUUGCAUUCUGCACAAGAUACAAACUGUGGCUGCAACCUGAAAAGAGCCCAGAAAAAGACAGCCUGUGCUUUUUGACCCUGUCGCUUUCGGCAGCAAAGUGAAAAUUGCUCGGCCGCCGAGGAAAAGCGGAAAAUCUGCGACUUCUUCGGUGUCAAGUGAGAAGACGACCUGGCGAUUCUCCUGCGGAUUAGUGGCACACUUACCCACAACCCACAAGCAGCGCCGCUGAAAACCAUAGCCCUCCCGCGGAGUUUGCAGUUUGGCGACCAGAGCCCAAGCCCCAAACGCAUCGUCAUCGUCACCGUCAUGGAACCCACGCCCACACCCAAUAUGCUGAAGCAGAUCCUGCUGAAGAACCACCAGGACGCUAUUCUGCAGCUCCAGGGCCAUUCUCCGUCGCCUCCCCUGUCCUUCGGCGCCGCAUCGAUGGCGGACAGCAGGGAGCGGAUUCGUGGACCCUCCAGGGAUGGUCGCGAGUUCCUGACCAGUCCGCGUCAGGUUCUUCGCCGGCUGAUGCUCCUCUCGGAGGGCAGGCAGUACAGGGAGGCUGCUGGCGUGGUGGGCAGACUGGGUCCCUCGGUUCUCAGAUCCGUGAUCGCGGAGCUGCCGCUGGACCUGCUGCUGGAGCACCUGCCGCACAGUGCCUACCUUCUGGAGUCCUUCUUUACCAGAUUGACCACCUUGAACACCACUCCCAAGCCAGAGGUGCCCAGUGAGACGGUGGCCUGGCAGCUGGUGCGUCUGUUCGCGAAUCCCCAUGAGUCCGGACUGCGGCAGAGAUGCACUCGACUGCUGCAGGCCUUGGCGCAGUAUGAACCAGGACUCCGGCAGACGCUGAGGGAGAGGAGACGCAGCUUCGAUAACGCUGUACAAGGUCUGGGAGUCCAUGGACUCACCACCGAUGCCUCCGGUCAGCUCAUUUCCCUACAUGUGGCCCUAAAGACCGAGCUGCAGCGCCAUGUGGACACCUACAAGAUGGCCAUCCACAAGCUGGAGGAGCUGAGCAUGGUGACGGUCAACCAGGACCCAGCGCACUCCUCCCACCAGCGAUUGCUGGCCAUCAAUUAUGGAGACAUUCAGCAGCGACUCAUCGACAACAAGACCCUGCUCACAAUGCUGGACAAGCCGGCCUUGAAGCAGCUGCAAACGCUGGUCGAGAAUCUCAGCACGCGGGUGGAGAACGACAAGGAGGUGCUCACCUGUGUGGGUCAGGUGCGUCGCCUGGACGCACAGGCGCUCGUGGAGAAGCGCCCCGCCGCCGGCCUGCUGAUGAACUUCUCCCGCGGCUGCGAGGUGGUGCUCCACAUGAUGGGUCCCGAGGGCGGUACUCCGGGCGCCGCCCACUCCAUUGGCAAGACCACGCCCCCCGGCGGCGCCAGCACGAGCAGCUGCAGCGAUGGGUACCACUCGGACGACUCUGGCAGCGAUGACGGCAGCGAAAUGGUGUCGCUCUAUCGGAAUCUCUACGUCGAGAACCGAGCGGACGCCUUGGAGGCGUUGGACAGUCUUCCCCAGAUAAAGCACGCGCACAGCCUCAAGGGGAAGAUACUCUUCUCCAUGAUCGUGCUCUCCUUCCGCCUGUGCCACGGGAUGCGGGAGCGGAAGGUCCUAGAAGUGCGGCGAGUCCUGAACUGCCCCUUGGACAGCAGCAGUGAGACCACCUUGGCCCUGGACAGAUCCGUUCGCCAGCACCUCUUCGAGACCGCCGAGAGUUUCCCGCUGGGCGAGAUCGAGCGGUCGGUGUUCAACCAGGUGCUCUCCACGCUGCACGAGUACCCCUGCCUGGAGUCCUGCCCCCCGCUGACGCACUACGUCAGUGCGUGUGUUCGCCUGGCCUGGCGGAUGAUCAACCAGAAGGCGCCCUACUACCUGGACAUGGACUUCAACCUGGGCUUCCUGAGGCCCGAGAAACACGAGCGGCAUCCCCAGGCGGACCGGCGAUCGGAUCUGAUUAAGGCCUUCCUCUGGCCCGCCCUGAUGCAGAACAACCAGUGCGCCUUCAAGGCGGUGGUGGCCACCUGA